Messenger RNA from Asterias rubens (European starfish), 909 nucleotides. Its product is annotated as mitochondrial pyruvate carrier 4-like. Gene Ontology annotation, cellular component: mitochondrial inner membrane. The transcript has 6 exons. Gene Ontology annotation, biological process: pyruvate import into mitochondria. The record is from RefSeq and is a predicted model, not a curated record. Lineage: Eukaryota; Metazoa; Echinodermata; Asteroidea; Forcipulatida; Asteriidae. The coding region runs from base 111 to 587 and encodes 158 amino acids. Gene Ontology annotation, molecular function: pyruvate transmembrane transporter activity.
UCUUCCUUGUCUACCUACUUGCUGACCGGUACCGGGGUUCAGUCGUCGUAAGUAUUGUGUUGCAAGACGAAGACGUCAAACAUUUAGGGAUUUUCCCUACAUAAUAGAUAAUGGCGGUCAGUAGACAGAGCUCACUGCUCUUCCGCAGGUUUUUGUUCGGUCAGAGAGGAUUUACGAGUGCAGCGCCCUCCGAGGCAAAAGCCAUCACUCGAUUCAGUCAACUAGAUGCCAAGAUUGAGAAAGCAUUACCAGCUAAAUGGCAACCAAUAUGGAACCAUCCCGCAGGACUAAAAACAAUUCAUUUCUGGGCACCGAUGUUUAAAUGGUGUUUAGUCAUAGCAGGAUUAGCGGACUAUGCCAGACCAGCAGAGAAGCUCAGUGUGUCUCAGUCAGGAGCUCUAGCAGCCACAGGUGUGAUCUGGUCCAGGUACUCUAUGGUAGUCAUCCCUAAAAACUGGAAUCUGUUUAGCGUUAACAUCUUCUUAGCUAUGACAGGGAUAAUGCAAUUAGCAAGAAUUUAUAGGCACCAUCAAAAGGAAAAAGAGAGAGUUGGCGACCAUCCCUGCCCCAGAAUCAACAAGAAGUGACUUUCUUCAAAUAUUUAGGGGAUAAUGUAGUACAAAAACGGUUAAUUUUACUUGGAAAUUAUAUUUAUCAUUAAUAUCGAGUGAACCAGAACUAUGGAUUUGAUUGGUUUGGAAUGGUGAAGGUUUUAUGGGUUUUGUUUUCUAAAGCUAUCGAAAAUCAGAUUUAGGUGUGUAUAUUAUGUUUGUAUUGUUUGAUUGUAAUGUAUGUUUGUUAACCCUCUACUCUUUGUAACAUGUUAGCGUGCCGUGGCUUAAAGGCACUGAACAAUUGUUAGCAUAAAAACUUACUUGGUUACAAGCAAUGGAGAGCUGUUGAUAGUAU